GUGGGCAGGACUUCCGCCGGAAGCCGGAGUCGUCCGCGAAAUCUCAGAACCGAAUUCCGGCUGGUCGUUCCCCGGGAGGUCUUGGGUGGGCUCUGUGCGGGCCUGGGUGAAGAUGGCUUGUGCCGCCGCUCGGUCCCCGGCCGAUCAGGACAGGUUCAUUUGUAUCUAUCCUGCUUAUUUAAAUAACAAGAAGACCAUCGCGGAGGGGAGGCGAAUCCCCAUAAGUAAGGCUGUUGAAAAUCCUACAGCUACUGAGAUUCAAGAUGUGUGCUCAGCAGUUGGACUUAAUGUAUUCCUUGAGAAAAAUAAAAUGUACUCUAGAGAGUGGAAUCGUGAUGUUCAGUACAGGGGCAGAGUCCGGGUCCAGCUCAAACAGGAAGAUGGCAGCCUCUGUCUCGUACAGUUCCCAUCACGUAAGUCAGUAAUGUUGUAUGUAGCAGAAAUGAUACCCAAACUAAAAACAAGGACACAAAAAACAGGAGGUGGUGACCAAAGUCUUCAGCAAGGAGAAGGAAGUAAAAAAGGGAAAGGAAAGAAGAAGAAGUGACCGGAUGUGAGAGUCAAUCAAGUCUGGUACUACUGUGAUAGAGAAUGAAGGCUUCUAAUUUAUAUCUCAGAGAAACGGAAGCUUAUUAUUUGCAUCAUUUAACCGAACUAUGGACAUCUCUGCCUCCCAUCUUCAGCAUCAGAGUUGACAGUGAAGUAAAUAUACAUCAGAAGUUUGCAUCUAGCUUUUAUGUAGUAUAAAAGAAAAUUUUUUUGCCUUUCAACACAGAGUUUUUGUGGAAGAAAGAAGCAUAUUUUUAAAUGGACAGUGGACUCUACCAUAAGUUACUUGAAAUCCUCUAUCUGUCCUGUGUGUAAAUAUGUUUCAGAUAAAUGAGUUUAAUUAAAGAUUUGAAAUACACAUUUUCUUCAGCAUUUAAGUUAAUGAAAUAAAAUUUGACUUUUGUGG
Messenger RNA from Callorhinus ursinus (northern fur seal), 955 nucleotides. It is a transcript of the gene SRP19, whose product is annotated as signal recognition particle 19. The record is from RefSeq and is a predicted model, not a curated record. Gene Ontology annotation, biological process: SRP-dependent cotranslational protein targeting to membrane, signal sequence recognition; SRP-dependent cotranslational protein targeting to membrane. Gene Ontology annotation, molecular function: 7S RNA binding. Gene Ontology annotation, cellular component: signal recognition particle, endoplasmic reticulum targeting. Lineage: Eukaryota; Metazoa; Chordata; Mammalia; Carnivora; Otariidae.